UUCUGCCUUGACUUCACUUCACCUCUUCAGUCUUCACUCUUCACUCACUCUUCACUCUCACCUAUCUACUAGGCAGCUCAACUUCUUCUCUUCUCCAUACAGUACUUUCCUAUCAAAUUAGUCCAGAAUAUACUUGAAACUUUAUAUCAUUCGUUGUAAGGCUAUAGUAUAAUACAAUAUAAAUUUGGAAAACGCUACCUAAAUACAUACUGUUGCAUCAUACCUAUAUACGUUUGACUUCAUUCAUAACCCCUCACUCACUCUCCAAAAAGAUACAACCUGAUAUACCUGCCCUGGUGAAUACCAUAAUUCUUCACUUCUUCGUGUACACUACUAGUGUCAUCACCUUAGAUUCUAUAGAACGUCACUCGGUUCAUCAGUUCUCUUUACUUAUCAUUCACCCACUAUCCUCGACAAAUUCAAACAUCUUGAAUAUGCAAACGAUCAUUCUCACGACACUCUUGACCAAUAGUCCCUCUUCAACAACUUACAUUAUUCCAAAAAACCAACUACUCAAGAACUCAUCAUAUUGAUCAACCGUCAACCGCAAGCAAAUUCACUUUGACGACAUGAGUCAAGCAGCUCCAGUGAACCAUACCAAUGGUCCACCGAGAGAUAAACAGCCCUAUAUCCAAAAUGCAGUGAAUAACUUUAUCGAAAUCUCGGAUUCGGACUCCGAAGGCUAUGAAGAUGCUUUUAAUGGACCUCAAGUCCCCGCGCACCCCCCACAUCUAAAUUUACAACACCAUCAACUCGGAGGGUAUUUUGGUGCCAACGACCAGAUAUUUGAUCUCGAGGAUAACAACCUAGUGUACCCGGGUCGAUUACCUCAACCCGCAGUUGCAGCUGUACCCGAAAAUAAAGCCAUGGCCAGAAAUCCUUCUCUUGUCAAGAACGAAGAAGGGGAAAUGAAUUGGGCACAGUGGAUGGAUGAGGAAAAUGACGAAGGUAUCAAUCGUGUACUGUUGGAAGAUUAUACCUUUCAAGCGGAAUACAAUCGAGCUUCACAUGCUUCUCCUUCGUUUGUUGAUCCUUCUCGUCUCCAUCAACCAUUUCAACCAUCACCAAACAAUUUAAAGCAACCGAUGAUGGAAACAAAGACGGAAUGUAUCAAUGCAGUUGUUGCAGUCUUCCCAGAGAUUUGUAGGGAUCAUGUCGCUAGUCUUUAUGAAAAAGUAUCUUUCACUUCUGAUCGAUUGAUUGCUCACAUUCUGGAUCAAGCGGAUGCUGGCACUCCUUACCCAAAAGCAAAAGAUGUCCAGAAGCAAUUGAAGAGAAAGAGAGUACUUACCGAAGAAGAGGAAGCUGUACAAAAAUAUGAAGCUGCCGAUCGCAUCGUUGGGCCUGCUUUAUAUUUGGAGCGGACACUAAUUCGGAGCAUCCUCUCAUUCGAGUUUCCAGUAACUCCAUUGACCUUUAUAGAUGAAACACUACGUUCUACUGGUCAUCGUCUCUUCUCCGCCUACCGCACACUCGAGGAAGCAGAUCGAACUUUUGAUGCUAAUAAUCCACCAUAUAGGAGAAUCAAAACUCCGAGAAAAAUGCCACAAGAAUACCGAGGUGGUAGAAUUGAGGAACUAAUUCAAAUGAAUGAAUCGCCCGAGAAGGUAGAGACUUUAAAAGAACUACUCGUAUGUCGGAAGAUUCGAAAGACUGCGGAAAGUCGUCGCCUCGCGGAACAAGAAGCAAUACUUGCAGAAGAAGAGAAUCUAAAGAGAGCUGAAGCUGAGGGAACUAUGACAGAAUGCUGCUGUUGCUAUUCGGACUAUCCACUCAAUCGCAUGGUUCACUGCAACAAUGAAGAAGUCCUGCAUUGGUUUUGCCGUGGGUGUGCACGACAAUCAGCGGAGACCGAAAUUGGAAAUUCCAAAUAUCUACUCAUGUGUAUGUCCACGGAUGGAUGUGAAGCAGGGUUUUCUCUUGAACAAAGAAAUCAAUUCCUAGACGAAUUAACCAUCGUCGCCUUGGAACGUAAUGAAGCAGAAGCUGUCUUACGUAUGGCUGGUAUUGAAAAUCUUGCCAGUUGUCCAUUUUGUCCAUUCGCAGCAGAAUAUCCUCCUGUCGAAGUUGAUCGAGAAUUUCGAUGUCAAGCUCCUGAUUGCGAAAAGGUCAGUUGUCGACUUUGUAAAUUGGAGUCACAUAUCCCUAUGACUUGUGAAGAAAGUACAAAGGCAAAUGGUCUCUCGAUUAGACGACAAAUUGAGGAAGCAAUGUCUGCAGCAAUGAUUAGGACUUGUAACAAAUGUGGCACUCCAUUUGUAAAGGAAGAAGGUUGCAAUAAAAUGACAUGCACACGCAAUGGAUGUUAUAAUGUCCAAUGCUAUGUUUGUUCCAAAUCAUGCAAUUACGAUCAUUUUAAUGAUGUAAGGAGAGGUGGUAAGGAUGGAAAUUGUCCACUGUUCGAAUCGGUGGAGGAACGACAUUAUGAUGAAGUUAAGAAGGCCGAAAAAGAAGCACUGGCAAAAGUUCGUGCAGAACAUCCCGAAUAUUCCGAGGAGGACUUGAGAAUCAAGAUGUCGGAAAAUGUCACCAAGGAUGAUGAAAGGAGAAAGGCUGCGGAUCCAAGGAUUCCUUAUUAUCGACCUGUGGGUUAGUACUUCGCAAUGAUUUUUUUCGUCGUUAAUUGAUACCAUAAUGUUGUGUGAUCUUUGGCCUUUGGCAAUGGGUGGGUAAAUCUUAGAAAUAGUAUUCUAUUCUUUCUCAUUUUGAAAUCAGAUACUACGUAGUAAGAUAAAU
Molecule: messenger RNA, 2736 nt
Organism: Botrytis byssoidea
Lineage: Eukaryota; Fungi; Ascomycota; Leotiomycetes; Helotiales; Sclerotiniaceae
Exons: 6
Coding region: 570-2594 (674 amino acids)
Source: RefSeq, a predicted model, not a curated record